AUGCAGUUGAUGAGUACAAACAAAUCAGUAAUUUCCCCAGUACAAAAAGUAGUAGAUAAAGUGAAAGAAAAGGCAAGAGCCAGCCAAAAUGAAAACAUUUUAGAAAAACAAAAACAGUUUAUAGAUAGUCGGGUGCCUCUUGACGGUGAUUUCAGUGAAGAAGAAGAUUUGAAUUGUGAAAAUAGCUCGCCAUUAGAUAGAAAUUCUAAUUCAUUCGGAUCUGAUGUUACAAAAAUACCGGAAGAUGACAUGGAAUUUGAAAAUCAUUAUUCAAAUUUGGAUACAGUGGAUUUGGAUUUAAAACCUUACACUAAUCAAUGUCAAAUACCUGAAAAAUAUGGAACUAUUGAGAAACCAAAAAUUCGUUCUAUAAUCACUAUUGAUAAAGAUAAUACAAAUUUUCUUCAAAAUAAAAUUUUGGAGAGAAAUGUACCAAGAGAAAGUCAUAGAGCUAGUUAUGAACGCUUUAUUCAAAGCGAGGAAAAUAAAAUACAUCUAGGAUUGAAUUACUUUAUUCAUGAGGAUCUGUGGGAUGUCAUGAAGAGAAAAGACGACUCGAAAUUCAUCAGAGACCUCUCAUUAAUAUUUUGGGGCAAUGAAAAAUUAAAAUAUAAAUGCUUAGAUAAGGCUAGGUUGCGCGGGACGGCACAUGGGUCCAAUGAGAGACAGGAACUUACGCCGGAAAAGUUUAAACUUCUGGAAGAUUUACUUUACGAAAAACUUAAAUCAAAUAAAAUUACUGGGGUCAAGAGGCAGACCAGAAUGCGGCUGAUUGGAACACAUAUCUCAGCAAAAAUUAGAGAUGUUAGAAGAUUGUUAAAAUUAUAAGCACAUAAAUUAUUUAUAUGUAAAAUUCUUAAUAAAUGUUGAAAAUUAUUUACAUUUUCGUCGUUAUUGUAUUUCACAUUA
This is a messenger RNA of Leptopilina heterotoma, 909 nucleotides long. RefSeq lists its product as uncharacterized. Gene Ontology annotation, biological process: negative regulation of DNA-templated transcription. Gene Ontology annotation, molecular function: DNA binding. The record is from RefSeq and is a predicted model, not a curated record. The transcript is spliced from 6 exons. Bases 1 to 828 code for a protein of 275 amino acids. Lineage: Eukaryota; Metazoa; Arthropoda; Insecta; Hymenoptera; Figitidae.